CACUGACCACAAGCUUCAGACACAUGAACCAUACAUUGUGAUUAAGUAGACGACGAACUGGUGAAUUACGAGCGUAUCGCGAUGGUGCAUCAAGCUCAGGGGCAGCUCGUGCAGGAGGUGGCCGCCGACGGCGGGCUCCGCACACUGCCGAGCCGCUACGUGCUAAAGAAGGAGCAGGAUCGCCCGAUCGCCACGGUCACCACCGCACAGCCACCCGAGCUGUCCAUCCCCACCGUGGACGUGAGCCGCCUGGCCGACGCCGAUCCCGACGAGGCCGCCAAGCUCCGGUCGGCGCUCCAGUCCUGGGGCCUCUUCGCGGUGACCGGCCAUGGCAUGCAGGAGCCGUUCCUCGACGCGGUCCUCGGCGCGUCGCGGACGUUCUUCCACCUGCCGACCGAGGCGAAGCAGCAGUACAGCAACGUGGUCGACGCCGACGACGGCGGCCGCAAGUUCCAGCCCCAGGGCUACGGCGUCGACCGCGUGGACACCGACGAGCAGGUGCUCGACUGGUGCGACCGCCUCUAUCUCCAGGUGCAGCCGGAGGAGGAGCGGAAGCUCCGCUUCUGGCCGGCGCACCCGCCGGAACUCAGCGAGCUCCUGCACGAGUUCAGCGUCCACAGCCAGAAGGUGGCGAGGCUCGUGCUGGCGGCCAUGGCGAGGAGCCUCGACUUCGAGGAGGGGUUCUUCCUCGACAAGGUCGGCGAGCGCAUGCCGUCGGACGCGCGGUUCACCUACUACCCGCCCUGCCCACGCCCGGACCUCGUGCACGGGCUCAAGCCCCACACUGACAACUCCGUCGUCACCGUGCUCCUCCUCGACGAGCACGUCGGCGGCCUGCAGGUUUUCCUCGAGGAAGGCGGCGGCUGGGUCGACGUGCCCGUGCUCGGCGGCGGCCGACACCAGCUGCUAGUCGUCGUCGGUGAAGAGAUGGAGAUCAUGAGCAACGCGGCGUUCAGGGCCCCCGUGCACCGCGUGGUGGCGCCGGGCGAGGCGACGGAGAGGGUAUCGCUCGCGGUUUUCUACCAGCCGGAGCCGCACAGGGUUCUCGAGCCGUCGCCAGAGCUGGUCGACGGGGAGCGGCCGGCGAUGUACAAGAGGCUCGAGGCCAAGGUUUUCGCCAACGGCUUCUGGGACGCCUUCGCGCUCGGCGAACGCACCAUCGACUUCCUUAAGGUCAAGGUUGACGUCGCCGGCGAUCAGCCUGCGGCGGUGGCGGUUUCCGGCGCUUGAUCGUUUCAGAGAUUCCGAGGGGCGUUCCACCGAUAAAUUCACAUAUAUGCUCGCACGAAUGCAGUGUUGAUUGUAUCUGUAAAUUAUACUCCGUAUGUGUGUACUUUCCGUGCUGCGCAUGUAUCCAUCGUUUCCAUCCCAAUUCAACUGAAUAAAUGCCACUUUAAUUCGAA
Lolium perenne is the source of this 1403-nucleotide messenger RNA. Its product is annotated as protein SRG1. Lineage: Eukaryota; Viridiplantae; Streptophyta; Magnoliopsida; Poales; Poaceae. The record is from RefSeq and is a predicted model, not a curated record.